This is a messenger RNA of Neopsephotus bourkii (Bourke's parrot), 1577 nucleotides long. RefSeq names its product peroxisomal biogenesis factor 11 gamma (gene PEX11G). Gene Ontology annotation, cellular component: peroxisomal membrane. NCBI's taxonomy places the organism in Eukaryota, Metazoa, Chordata, Aves, Psittaciformes, Psittacidae. Gene Ontology annotation, biological process: peroxisome fission. The coding region runs from base 52 to 759 and encodes 235 amino acids. The transcript has 5 exons. The record is from RefSeq and is a predicted model, not a curated record.
CGGCUUCCCGGCGUGCACCGCGUCGUGACGUCACAUCCCGGAAGCGUUGCUAUGGCGGCGAGCGCCCUCAGCGGCCUGGUCGCUGCGUUGGAGACCCACCGGGGCCGCGACCGGGCGGUCCGUGCUCUCUGCUAUGGCUGUCAGCUGGCAGGGGGAGCGCUGGCCGGGCCGCAGGCCUCCCCGUCCGGCCUGCCCGGGAGCCUGCUGGCCGUGUCUGCCGAGCUGAGCGCCUGCCGCACGGCGCUGCGCCUCUUCGAUGACCUCGCCAUGCUCCGCUACAGCUGCGGCUACGGGCUGGGCCCCAAGGACGAGGACGGGCUGGUGCGGGCGCUAUCGGUGCUCUGCAACGUGGCCAACCAGCUGUACUACCCCUGCGAGCACGUCGCUUGGGCUGCCGACGCCGGCAUCAUCCGUGCCCGUGCCCAGAAGUGGUGGACCCUGAGCAUGGGGCUCUGGGCAUUGUCCCUGCUCCUGGGUAUCCUGCGAUCCCUCAGAAUCUUGUGCCAGUUAAGAAAGCUGCAGCAGCACAAGGGGACAUCUUCGCCUCAGAUUCGGAAGGAAGUGAAAGCCCAAGUGAAGGCUGAAGUUCUGAGCAUCCUCGCACAAGGGGCAGAUCUCUCCAAUGCAAUCCAUUGGCUGCCUCCAGGAUUUCUGUGGGCUGGAAGGUUUCCAACAUGGUUAGUUGGUCUCCUGGGGACAGUAUCUUCCCUGAUAGGUAUCUACCAGGCCUCUAGAGGAGGGAGUUCUGAAGCUGCCUAAACCAUCAUUAAGCUUUAGGAGCCCAGUUUUUACCUGGUGAAGAUGCCUUCAGUGAGGCAGGGUGCACUUUAACUCUCCUGGGAGGCAAUGGUUGUGAUUUCACCCAUCCUGUAAUUGGGACUGUAAUCAAGAUGUCUAUUACAGAGAGGGUUGUUUGCAGCUAAUGAUUGUUAUCACUCUAUUGAGAAAUCUUUCAGGUUAAUCCUCUGACAAAUCAAAAAACCUAUGCUUGGUAAAAUAGGGAAAACAGGGAAAACAACUUCCAUCCUCCAUCCCAAAUGACAAAUGCAACCCUCCAGUCUUUGCUGUCACUUAAAAGCGCACAAAGUCAGCAUUAGGAGGGAAACCAGCCACGGUUCUGUCACACAAAACUUCCGAGAGCUGGAUCCUGUGAGCCUGAUGCCUUGGGAGGUGAUCUCGAUCAUGGGACUUUCUCCAUCGGAUAUUCCAGUUUUUGAGCCCAGAACUGCUGCCCCCAGCAGAAACAGGAGCCAGCGGUUAUUUUAUGUUGGUUGUGUUUCUGUGGAGGCGAGAGGGGAAGGAAAUAACCACUGGGAGCCGUGUGGGGCGUUCUUGGAGUCCGUGUUGCUCAUUAAGGAGUAAUACUGGAAGUUGGGACUUGGUGGGUGAAGGAGAAGCUGCACCGAGCUUCCAGCCGUGCCUUGCUGGACUGCCGCCGGGUGGAGCUCUUCCACCAGGCUCCGGCAGCAGCGGAUGUAUUAAUCCCCGUUCAAAGAACCAAUCCAACCCAUGCCAAGAUGGGGUUUACAGUUGUAUUUCUAGGUGGUGCCAAUAAUAAACGAGAUGAACGCUUCGAA